AAAGAAAAAUAAGAAGAAUCGGUUUUUGUUCUCUCACACAGUCUUCUUCACUUGGCUCUACCUUGAAUUUCUACUUUGGUGCUACUCUUCUUCACAUACCUAGCUGCUGUAUACUAUACGUGAACCAACUCCGUAUUCUACUUUAGAGGCCAUGGGAAAAGCUUCUCGAGACAAAAGGGAUAUCUAUUAUCGUAAAGCUAAAGAAGAAGGAUGGCGUGCAAGAAGUGCUUUUAAGCUUCUUCAGAUUGAUGAAGAAUUUAAUAUUUUUGAAGGUGUGAAGAGGGUCGUAGAUUUAUGUGCUGCACCUGGUAGCUGGAGUCAGGUCUUGAGUCGUCAAUUAUAUCUUCCUGCAAAGUCCUCAGCUGAGUCAAAAGAUGGGGAUCUUCCUCUUAUAGUAGCCAUCGAUUUGCAGCCUAUGGCUCCAAUUGAAGGUGUCAUCCAGGUUCAAGGGGACAUAACUAAUGCUCGGACUGCUGAAGUGGUCAUUAGACACUUUGACGGCUGCAAAGCGGACCUGGUUGUCUGUGAUGGUGCUCCAGAUGUUACUGGUUUGCAUGACAUGGAUGAAUUUGUCCAGUCCCAACUCAUACUAGCAGGAUUAACGAUUGUAACUCAUAUUCUUAAAGAAGGUGGAAAAUUUAUUGCAAAGAUAUUCCGUGGAAAAGAUACAAGUCUCUUGUACUGUCAACUGAAAUUGUUUUUCCCAACCGUAACUUUUGCGAAACCGAAAAGCAGCCGCAAUUCAAGUAUAGAGGCUUUUGCAGUCUGCGAGAAUUACUCUCCGCCAGAAGGAUUUAACCCGAGAGAUCUGCAUCGUCUCUUGGAGAAAGUCGGAAGCCCUUCAGGUGGAAGCGAUCUCGAUUGCAGUAGUGGUUGGCUUGAAGGACCCAACAAAGUUUAUAUACCAUUCUUGGCAUGUGGUGACUUAACCGGUUAUGACUCAGACCGGUCUUACCCACUCCCUAGAGAAGCAGAUGGAUCAUCAUACCAGAGUUUGGACCCGAUUCAACCUCCGAUCGCACCGCCUUAUAAACGAGCUCUUGAGCUCAAGAAAGCUUCAGCACAAAGCUUCAACUCUUGAAGAAGGUGAUACCAAAAAAGAAAAAGGAACAAACUUUUCAUUGGAUUCUGUAGCCUGUCGUAAUGAUAUAUUCAGGGACCUACAAUUUCUAUAACGCUUAAUGUUUUUGUUAUGAUGAGGUUAUAUUUUUUAUAGAAUAAGAGAUUAUAUUAUUACUUUUGUUUAAUACUGCUAGGAAGAAAUCAAAUAUUGGGUCAACAAAAGAAGAAGCUUUUUCAGUCUUAUGGUCCUUUGAUUUCGACCCUUCUUUUUGAAUUCUAAAUUGGCCCACUUCGUUUUUCGUUUUUAGUUUGUAACGAAACUUGAAAAAAAAAAAUGGAUUAAGAUUUGAGGAAUUAUAACUUUUAGUAGUCACUAGCUAGUUGAAUAAUUGAAUCGAUAAACAUAAGACUUUAAUCAACUGAUCACCUAUGCAACUCUCAGUGUCAACUCUUUUACAUUACAAAGGAAACAAUAAAAAUCGUUUAGCGAGACCAGGUAGAGAUCGAGUUUGAUCUCGACAAAGAAGAGCAAGAGUUUAAGAACUCAAUGCAGUCCUCAAUGGCUUCUGCACGGUGAGACUCUGAUCCGUUUAGAGACUUUGACUUCAUCAAAUAAAGAGACGAAGAAACGUUACUGGAAGAUGACGGUGUCGUUUUGGUGUUCAUCCUGCCGAAUGAUAUAUAACGAAACGUUUUGCCAACUCUGUCUCCAAUACUGCGGAGUAAUCUCUUCGUCGUUGCCGGCGAGUCACUGAAGCUGAAACUGAAUAUUCCAACAACGACCCUCCUGCGACCAUGCCGUGAUGAGCUGUGUGUUGGGAAGAUCAGUUCGUCGUUUGCUUCUGGGUCCGGACUAAAGCGUACUCUUUUGGAUGCUCUUCGAGACAUAUUCUUGUCUGAAACUUUAUCGAGAGAGAGACAGAGAGAAAAAGAGAAACAAAAUGGAGACGUGAGGGAUUUUGAAGAUUUA
Messenger RNA from Arabidopsis thaliana (thale cress), 2032 nucleotides. RefSeq names its product S-adenosyl-L-methionine-dependent methyltransferases superfamily protein. Lineage: Eukaryota; Viridiplantae; Streptophyta; Magnoliopsida; Brassicales; Brassicaceae. Gene Ontology annotation, molecular function: methyltransferase activity; tRNA methyltransferase activity; S-adenosylmethionine-dependent methyltransferase activity. The record is from RefSeq and is marked reviewed. Gene Ontology annotation, biological process: tRNA methylation; tRNA processing; tRNA nucleoside ribose methylation. Bases 152 to 1081 code for a protein of 309 amino acids. Gene Ontology annotation, cellular component: nucleus; cytoplasm. The transcript is spliced from 12 exons.